CCCGCGAUGAGCUCUGCACUUUCGACACAAUCUUCCAUUGUUAGGGCAGACGCCUCAACCAUUCAUAACAAGUUUUUGGUAGGUUAUCAGGGAUGGUUUACAUGUCACGGCGAUGGCGAACCAAUUGGUCCAGGUCAUCAUGGCUGGCUGCACUGGUUCGACUAUCCCGUACCAGACGGUGGACGCAUCAAUGUUGAUGUGUGGCCGGAUACAUCAGAGUACUCGCCCUCCGAACUGUACCCUGCUCCCGGAUUCAAACACGAGAACGGAGAACAAGCCUUCUUGUUCUCUUCGCGGCAUCCCAAGACCGUGCAACGGCAUUUUCAUUGGAUGGCCGAGAACGGUGUGGACGGCGCUUUCCUUCAACGAUUCUUAGGUGCCACAGACGUUGAAGGCGGGGACGAACGCUCAAGAAACUUGCGGGACGAGAUCGGUGAUCGCGUCCAGGAAGCUGCAGAAAAGGAAGGUAGAGUGUUUGCAAUCAUGUAUGACCUUGCCGGAGUGGCUGGUGACAGAACCAUGCGAAUGAUCCAAGAAGACUGGUCGCACCUCCUGCACAAGAAGAAAGUCCUGGACAGUCCUAAUUACCUUCAUCACAACGGCAAACCCGUUAUUGCAAUCUGGGGCUUCGGUUUCGACCACACAAAGCACACACCAGAGCAACUCCGUUCUGUAAUUAAUUUCAUCCGCUCCAAUACGCCAGGCGGUGCCUAUAUUAUGGGUGGCUCGCCCGCGGGGUGGCGUUCCGCACAUGGAGACGCCGACCGAAACCCAGAAUUUGUUGCAGCCUGGAUGGAAUGCUUUGAUGCCGUCUCGCCUUGGACAGUGGGGAGGUAUAAUGAUGAGAAGAGUGCGGAUUCGUUUGCGGAGGAUCGUAUCAAGGGAGAUGUUGAGUUCAUUGAGAAGUGGAAGAGGGAGAAGGGGAGGCAUGUGGAUUAUAUUCCGGUCGUUCAUCCUGGCGGUUCUGCACUGAACAUGUCUCAAGGCAAAUGGGACUUCAACGGCGCUCCCCGCAUGGGGGGCCGCUUCCUGUGGCGUCAACUCUACAACAUACAUCGCUUCGGCGCAGCGCGCAUCAUCUACGCUGCAAUGUGGGACGAAUACGACGAAGGCACGAACUUCGUCCCGGUUGUCUCUCAUCGGAACCAACUCCCACACGAUGAACAGCGCCGAUUCAAGCUCAUGGCGCUAGACGAGGACGGUUAUGACCUGCCCAGUGAUUGGUACAUGCGUAUCGCAGGGUAUGCUUCUGAGUCUCUGAAGGGACUGAAGGAGAUCAGUGAACAUUUCCCGGAGAAGGAGCUGAAAGACUGGUGGAGUUCACAUCCGAGAUACGAGCAACAAGCUUCAGGAUCUAGCUCAGAACCCGGCACCUCCACCGAUAUAGCCACAAAGGGACAAACCUACGCACAGUGGCUGGCCUCAGUCGAACAGACCAAAGAAAGCGACGAACUUCCUCCACCUCCAUACAGCCUCGUGGCCGAUACGUCUGGUGCUGCCCAAACCGUUAUCACACCCCGUCCUGAACCUCCCCUCGCCACACGCCCGAAUCCACCACCACAACCGCAACGUCCUGUCAGUGCUGGUGCCAGUGGUCCGCCACCAGUGCACCACAACUCCCGUCCAAAGCCACCUCCGACGCCACCUCGUCCUUCCACCCGUCCAGAUGCUGGAACUCGUCCACCUCCAAUCCAUCAUCAAAGCCGUCCUUCUUCAUCGACAUCUGAUUUUCUUCUCGAAUCUCCGUGGGACCAGCAAUCAUGGCCACAACGAGGGUGGGCCAUGCCCCAGCCUCACUCUCCAUCUCAACCCGAGCAACUCCGACUCCAACAACAACAACAACAGCCGUACUCCCAACAUAGCCACUAUGGUAACCCAUACAACUCGGAUGGAAUUUGUCCUAUCAACAGGUACAACUACGACACGGAAGAGUACGGAAGAAGCAACCCAUCCACACCUCAGGGUUUUAACUUUCCUCGGCCUGAGCUGUCCGAACCCUAUCCCCCACACCAUGAGCACGAGCAAUCAAAGUAUCAGCCCGCGUAUAUGCCUGUGCCGUCUCCGACUUCAUCUCUCAUGCCUCGUCCACAACCUCCCCCCCGGCCACGUUCUGCUCCUAAUGUGCCACAGCCUCAACCGACCAGUAGUAACCCCGCGCUGAAUUUCGUACGGACGCAAGUUAUAGACAGAGUGGCUGGAGAGGAAAGGAGAAGACAAUUUGAGAGUCGGGUGGAAGGGCUUGCUCAGAAAGGGAACUCGUUGCUCAACAAGUAUAAGAAGUGAUAGAGUCACAAGUAUUCGCUUCACCCGUCUGCUUGGUUUUUUUACUGUCUGGCCGCAGUGUUCGUUCUAGGUUAUGUCGUCCACAUUUAAAUCCAUCGUAUCUCUGCAUAACGGGACUCAAC
Messenger RNA from Stereum hirsutum FP-91666 SS1, 2405 nucleotides. RefSeq lists its product as uncharacterized. NCBI's taxonomy places the organism in Eukaryota, Fungi, Basidiomycota, Agaricomycetes, Russulales, Stereaceae. The coding region runs from base 7 to 2283 and encodes 758 amino acids. The transcript is spliced from 10 exons. The record is from RefSeq and is a predicted model, not a curated record.